This is a messenger RNA of Folsomia candida, 3791 nucleotides long. RefSeq names its product transmembrane protein 249-like. Lineage: Eukaryota; Metazoa; Arthropoda; Collembola; Entomobryomorpha; Isotomidae. Bases 2363 to 3292 code for a protein of 309 amino acids. The record is from RefSeq and is a predicted model, not a curated record. The transcript is spliced from 7 exons.
UUAGCUUUGUAGAGAUUCAUUUCCCAACAGCACUGUUAUCUUUGUUGGCUGGAUGGAUAUGCGUAUAUGGACUCCAAAUAAGCACCCUUAGAAUGAAACUCCUUCGACGCAGAACCAAGAUGCGUUUGAAGCAGUUGAGGCAAAGGGUCGCUGAGGAUUUUAAGGGAAUUUCGUAGUGAAAUCCAGGCAGCCAUCAGGGAGAAUAUUUCGUAUUGACCAGACUGUGCUAGCCCUUUGUGAGUUUGGUAUUCCCGUCUUGAUUUUUGCCCUCACAUUUUGCGAGAUCUUCCAGCACGGACCUUUGCUUGCAGACCGUCGUGCAUCGUAAAACAUGGCCUAUACCAACGUUAAGAACCAUAUUUAGCUGUACGUAUGUAUGGAUAAAAAUGAGAGGGGUGGCAUGUUCAUAUUGUGUUUCUCCUUGUAAUGUUACAUAACUUUUGUUUGGUACACCAAGUUUGUCUGCUAUGCACUCUCAAUAAUAGCUCCAGGCGAUUCACGUUGACUUUUAUUGUUUUCCACAAUAUUAUUAGGUAGACUUGUUUAUACUUUUCGCGAAUUUGGAGUUCUUUCUAUUAAUACUACGCACGCGAACUUCCGGGACCUGCUACGAGUACUUCUUUUGCAGUACAUGUGAGCAGAAACAUUUUGCGUAUUAGGGUUCCAACUCUCUCGCCCUUAAGAGUGCACUGCAGUGGUAGAAUGGCAGCAUAAAUAUUCCUCUGUCCGUAUCUUCCAAAUAUUACGGGAAAAGUUUAUAUACAUACAGCCCGAAAUGCAGUAUUCAUUUCUGGACUUCUGCAAUCAUAUCUUUGUUUUUGUCAGAAAAUGAUCCUUCGUAUAUGUAUCAAAUUUAUUUAUCAACAUCACGAAAAUACGCAGCCAUUGAUGUUUCUGUAACAGGAUAGUUAUACGUAUGUAUGGUCACACAGUAAAUAUUGUGGUGGUUUGAGAGGCACGAGGAUGAAAUCGCGUUGUAUUGACUACAAUGUAGAUAUGAAUGUAGCUGCUUGCUAUGCGUAUUCUACGUAUUUCAUGAAUUAUUCGCCACAUCUGAAUAAGUUACCAACGGCUAAAAAUCAACACAUCGUUCGUUGGUGAAAGGUGAAAAGUGAGUGGAGCGAAUAAAUAAGUUAUCUACCUCAAAUCCAUUCUCAAACUCAAGAAAAAUCUACUUUCCCCAGGGUGUACGUUACCUUUAGACCAGUGAGACCCCCAUCUUGUCACAUAGCGUCACGCAAUUUGGUUCCCUCUCGUCCUCAAUAUUUGUGGAGGAUGCCUGAACAUUUCAGUCACUCAAAAUAGAUUAAAUCUAUUUUGAGUUCGAUUUGUGAUGCAAACAUGCAAACGCGUUUGCUGGGAAAGAGGAGGGCCACACCCCCUUUUUUACGGUCUUUAUGGGAAUUUUCCGGGAUUUUCUUCCCGAAAAAAAUACACAAAUCGAACUCACGAUAGAUUUCAUGAAUUUUUGUUCAAAAUAAUAGUGAUGAGGUUUUGGCACGCUAGGAAAAAUUAAGAAGAAAUAACAAAUGAGAAGUUGAUCCGAAGUUUACUUUCUCCGUUCUUUUACACUCUCUCGCAGCUUGAGACCUUUAUUUUUAUGGUUGAGUAAUGAGUUCAUAUUGGUGGAUAAAGAAAGAUCAAGGCUCUUCAUCCUACAGAUUUCUCUAUUUUUCCGUCGGUGUCAAAUGCAUAGGUUUGAUUCACAAAAAAAGGAAGUCUUAACUUGGUGGAUAAAGAAGGGAUCUAAUUCUAUUGUAUUCCCCAGAUAUUAUUUCCCUACUACUCCAGCCAACAUUCCUUGUUUCUUGAUUUAUGAUUUAUGAUAGGAAAGAUGCAGCAUUAUUAUAAGCAGACGUUUUCUUAGAUUAUAUUCUAAUCCAAUUACAACAUGUGGCUAAAUGUGGCGUUUUUCCAUGCUAAAUUGUAAGCAUUGCGUACGUGCGAAUCAAUAUGAAAAUAAAGACGUAUGUAAAUAAAAAUGUGAAACUUAAGGUGACAUAAGCAUGAGUUAAGCGACACAGACAUUCCGGAAAACUCUAUAAUAUUGCAUUAUUGCAUUCAUUGUCUACAGUAAAAUAUUACAUAAUUUUACACAGGAGCAGAGUACAUUGGAAUUUAUAGAUUUGUUGUCAUUGUGCAGAUAAACAAUACGUACAAAAGCUCAUAUUUAUAUGUAUUUAGUUGCCCGUUUUCUACCUCUGCCUCACAUUGGAUACGCUGGAUUUUUAAUAGUAUUUUAUUAAUAGCCGGCACACAAAAGCACAUUAUGUGUCUCUGGUAACUUUGGUAGUCUAGUAAAGCUUAGAAACGUGAUUAUUAUCAUGCAAUGGAUUAUUAGCCAUGAACUAAAAUAAUCAUUAUGAAAAUUAUACAUCGUUUAAAGAAGAAAUGGAAGUUUUGGAAAUUGGGUGCAGUUGAAAGAUACUAUUUUGAGCUUAAAGACAAUAAUACUUUCCCAUUUCAGGAUUUGGGUGAUGGCUUUUACUACAUUUUAAUUCGGUCUGACAAAUUUGCGUUUGGAAUAGUACUUAUCAUUAUUGCGAUAAUAUGUUUCACCUUAUUCACCAUCAUCAUCGGCUAUUUUAGUUUUCCCCUCAUACUUUUUCUAAUGGUUUUGGGCUACGGAGUCUUUUGUCUUUAUGGGAAUGUUUCACCAAAAGAACUCAUCAUCAACAGGCACGCCGGAUAUAUACUACGAAUCAAAGGAAAUGAGAAGAUAGUGGUGGAGGAGCCGAUUAACAACAUUUACAUAAAACUGCAACGAAAAUUCGACACGAAUCUUUUGCCACAUUACUACCUGAUCUUGGGAGGAUACCGACUUGAUGACAUUCGUCUCACUGGGUUUUGCAUGAAAGACGGCCCCUUGAGGAUUCUUGGAGGUGGAGUUGCAGCCAGAAUGGGCAUUAAUUUCUUCGACGUGGACAAUAACUCUACCAUGCACAAAAUCUAUCACUAUGCGGAUCGAAGUAUACUUUCCCCUCCGGAAACUGACACCACCAAAUUCCUCGCCCUCCACGGUUUGACCAACAAGGAUGUCGACAUGGCACGACAGGAGGACAUGACAGAAGACUACUCCAAAACACCAGGGACCAUUGUGAAACGCAUCCUAGAAAAUUACGGCCAAUCUCCCAAAAUCAACCGACGCCCCUCACACGUGGAGGAUAAGCCCAGGAGCAAGACCUUAGCCACCCUGCUCACUCUGGACCAAGAACGGCAAUCAAAGACCCCCCCAACCUCAGCACAUCCCAAGGAUAUUCCGUCAAACUUGACUGUUAAUACGACUAAAUAACCGUGCGACCAAGUCUAAUUUAAACCCAUGAAAAGUUUAUGCCAGUUUAUGUAUGGAGAAAAAGUCUGUUGAAAAUAUAGUGCAAUAAGCAUAGAUCUACAACAUUUGAGAAUUAUAAGCCAGGGACAGAAGGAUUUUUUAGAAUUUUCAUGAAACGAGGAGCCCAAUUGAGACGAGAGCGGGCUGGUGGACGCGGGUGAGAAUGCUUGCUGAACCGGACUUUUUAUUCGUCUUAGCAAUAUUAUUAUUUACUUCGGAAAGAAGCAUCUUUUUUACCCAAAUUACGUAAUAUUUGUUCUAGCUAUUUGUAAAACGAUAUGCACAACUUUUAAUUCUAAUUCUUAUUAGCACCUACGUAUUAACGUUUUUAUCUGUAAGUCUUGACCGACUUUAUUGGGUGCUAUUGAAGCGAAUAGAUUUGGAAUAAAUCAGUUAUCGUGGAGAAUUACAUUUGUCCUUCAUUUGCGUUUGGGAAAAACUUACUUGGACAAUUUAGAAA